ACAGACAGAUUUUUCAGUUUAAUCUUUAAAGAUGAACGAUAGUGUGAAAGGAACCAAACCAGAUGUUACUUUGGCUGGCACAUCUUAUGGCAAAAGCGGCGUUCGAAUUUUGAGAGUUGCAAAGGAUGGAAAUGUUCAUUACAUAAAAGAACUGGAAGUUUCCACAAAAUUAACGCUUGAUACUGAGAAAGAUUACAUUUCUGGCGAUAAUUCUGACAUCAUUGCCACCGAUUCUCAAAAGAACAUCGUCUACAUCUUGGCAAAGAAGUUUGGAAUAAAAUCUCCAGAAGAUUUUUCUAUUCUUCUUUGCAAUCAUUUCUUGUCUAAAUACAACCACGUGAUGAAAGUUGUGAUUGAAAUAGAAGAAAUUUUAUGGAAUCGAAUUUCUUAUGGCGAAGCUAGCAGUCAAAUGUAUCAUAAUCAUGCUUUUGUUCAUACUCCCAUUUAUAUUCGAAAUACAACAGUCACGUGGAACAGACAUGAAUAUUUUCCAACUGUUAUUAGUGGAAUUAAAAAUUUGCGCGUCUUAAAAACUGCUCAAAGUUCUUUUGUGAACUUUGUUGACGAUGAAUAUCGAACGCUUCCUGAUCAAAAAGACAGGAUUUUCAGCACUAUUAUUGAUUGUGAUUGGGAAUAUAUGAAAAUACCCGACAUUGAUUAUGAUAAAUCGUGGGAGGUCGUUAAGCAUUGUAUCUUGAAGAAUUUUGCUGGUGACUUGGUUUGUGGCACGCCGUCACCAAGUGUUCAACACACCCUUUAUACGGCGGAAAAAGAAGCCUUAGAACGGGUUCCAGCUAUAAACACGAUUGAAAUGACGAUGCCUAAUAAACAUUACUUUGCAUUUGACUUUUCAAAGUUCAAGGGACUCGAGAUUGAAAGCACAAAUGACGGUGAUACGGUUUUCCUCCCACUUGAUAAGCCUUCGGGAGUUAUUUAUGGGAAGCUCAAUCGUAAACCAAGUAAAUUGUAGACAAUAUUUUUUAUAGUCGCUACUAGGAGCAUGUAAUUAGUUUAUAAUAGCAAUAAAAGUUUCAUAUUUGAAG
Molecule: messenger RNA, 1043 nt
Organism: Clunio marinus
Lineage: Eukaryota; Metazoa; Arthropoda; Insecta; Diptera; Chironomidae
Source: the annotation of a GenBank genome assembly